Messenger RNA from Macrobrachium nipponense, 677 nucleotides. Its product is annotated as venom protein 302-like. Gene Ontology annotation, cellular component: extracellular region. Lineage: Eukaryota; Metazoa; Arthropoda; Malacostraca; Decapoda; Palaemonidae. The transcript is spliced from 3 exons. Bases 89 to 385 code for a protein of 98 amino acids. Gene Ontology annotation, biological process: regulation of signal transduction; regulation of cell growth. The record is from RefSeq and is a predicted model, not a curated record. Gene Ontology annotation, molecular function: insulin-like growth factor binding.
CGUUGCUCAGACGACUGCUAAGCAAGACCAGUACAGGCUCAUUAGUCAUUACUCAUUACGCGCUCAGUGAAGUUGCGUUUUCUUCGUCAUGGCUUCGUACUUCGCGCUGCUGCUGUGCAUUACCUUGGCGGUUGUCACCGUUUCUGGGCUGUCCUGCCCCACUUGUGAAACAGUCAGAUGUGCAAGUCCCGAGUCACUGAACUGUCCUUACGGGGCAGUGGAGAAGCAGUGCGGAUGCUGCUAUGAAUGCCGUAAGGGCGAAGGUGAAGAGUGCGGUGGCCCCUACAACAUCUUUGGCACCUGCGCAGAGGGGCUGAUCUGUCGCGGGGCGUACGGCACGGAGAAACCUGGUCGUUGCAUGGCCCAGCGACCUAUCGGACGGUAGUAAGAAUCCUCUGUGGCUUCGCUAAGGGCCGUGUUCCCGAAAAAAGGGGGGGUGGGUUAGUUGGUGAACUUGCUUUUAGAGGAGGUUGAAUGGAUCUAGCCGGAUGGGAGCGCGUAGUCUGAAGAAAGAAAACUUCAAAAGAAUGACUGGCUAUAUAGUUUAGUGCUAGAAUUCAGUAGAUAUGACUGAAAAUAUCUUUUAUUUCUUAUGUGUACCCUUAUUUCACUGCAGCUUGUAUUUCAAUUCAUAAAGCAUUCAAAUUGUCAAAAACUUAUUAAAAGGAUCAUCAGUU